Molecule: messenger RNA, 948 nt
Organism: Hepatospora eriocheir
Lineage: Eukaryota; Fungi; Microsporidia; Hepatosporidae
Source: the annotation of a GenBank genome assembly
AUGAAAAUAAGACUUAGUGAGGGAUGUAAUUUAAAAGCACUUCAUGGAAAUUUCGUACAAAGAAAAAACGGUGUAUUUGCUUAUUCAAACUUUUCCCCAUCACACGCUAUUAAUUUUGAAAUAUCAAUUCCAGAUAAGUUAGAAACUGUAUAUGCUCAGAUAGCUAUGCUGCGAAUUAAUAAAGAAGGAAUAAGAUCAGUGAGAGUAUUUAACAUUCAAUUAUUAACAGCUAACUCAUCAACACCAACAGUAGAAAUAUUUAAUGCAAAACAGAUAAUAAUGGCGUUAACAUUUAAUGCAUGUUAUCAAGAAUCAUUAAAGAAAUUUUCAGGUGGUUAUUACAUUGAUAGACAAAUUAAUAGCAUUGUUAAAGAAAUGAAGAUUAGUUCAGGUGGUAUAAUAAAUGAAAAUAUUAGACCUUGUAUUAGUUAUGCAUUAGCAAUGAGAAAGUCAAUAGCAUUAAGACCAGAUAAACAUACACCCAAUGAUUUUAGAGUCUUUUACAUCUAUUUACUGUCAAACAUGUGUUUUUCAACAGUUGAUUCAAUAGUUUAUCCAACUCUAAUUAACUUACUAGAUCCUGAACCAACAGUUUAUAGUCUAACACGAACUAAUCUAAGAGAUGAUUCAAUCUAUUUAAUGGAUGCCGGUAUAACAUUGUUUUGUUAUGUAGGAAAGAAUUGUACAAAUCUUGAUUGUUUUAAUAAUCCAGAUACUCUUAUUUCUGGACUAUCACUCUACAACAUUACAAGUAAAAAUGAAUUUGGUAAUUAUAUGAAUAAUUGGAUAGCUUACUUUAAUGAAGGUAGAUUAGUAAAACCUAAAUUUGUGCUUGUUUUAGAGAAAGAAAGUAGUAAUUACUUAGAUGUAUUUAGAAGUUAUUUUUAUGAUGAUCAAAUGUAUAAUUUACCAGACAUUUUCACUUAUGAAAACAGUUUAGGAAAUUAG